AUGGAAUCAACUCAAAUAUUCGAAGGGAAAGUAGUUGUACUUGGUGGUGAUUUUAGGCAAACAUUGCCAGUUGUUCGAAAUGGAAGCAAACAUGAUACAAUUGUUGCUUGUAUAACUAACUCACAUAUAUGGCCAUCACUUUGUGUACUACAACUAGAUGAAAACAUGAGGGCAUUAUUAGAUCCAGUUUUUACUGAAUUCCUUCUAAGAUUAGGUGAAGGUAGAGAAAAUUUACAAGAUGAUGAUGUUGUUACUCUUCCAUCACAAAUUGUCAUAGUAGAUAAUGAUGAAUCACAAGGGUUAAAUGUUCUAAUUAAAUAUGUUUACCCACAUAUAUUUGAAAAUUCUAAAGAUAACCCUGCAUCCUUCACCUUCAAUCGAGCUAUUUUGACAACUAAAAAUACUUUUUUUGAUGAGCUAAAUGAUAUCUUAAUAAACAAAUUCCAAGGAGAAGAGAAAGAGUAUAUUAGUUUUGAUGAAACACUUGAUCCAAAUGACCAAGCUCAUUAUGAGGAUCUUCUACAUUCUUUAACUCCACAUGGUAUGCAUUCCAGCGGUGGUAAUUCCUUUCUUUGCCAACAAAUUACAACACUCAAUGAAAACAACUACAAAACCAAAAUAAAGAUUUCGGAUUACACAGGAAUUCACUAUUCAAUGAUCUGGAAAAAACUUUUAACAUUAACAUUAUUGAAUUACAUCAAUGAAAAUGAAGGCAAUACCUUAGACCAAAUAGUGGAAUCCGGGCUAAUGAUAUUCGCACUGAGAGUAAAGGUGACAACUUUCUACGGACAAUCACUCUCAAUAAGUAGUAGCCCUGCAAUUCUUAUAAAUCCAUCAGUGACAGAUGAUUUACAGCUAAAAAAUUGGUAUACAAAUAGCAGAACAGGAAUUAAAGAACUACUUCAAAAACAAACAUAUAAGGAUACCAAUAUUCUGUUGCCCCCUCCCGAAGAGAGAGACAUACUUCCGAUAGGCAAAGCAAUUACAAGAAUGAAAAAUGGUAAACCAACAUGGAUAAAAGGAACUCUUAUGUUGCCUCGUCAUGAUAGAAGUUUCACACAAACAGCAUGUGCCAACUGUUUAAAACCAGUUGUGGCUGAUGUAAAGUGGAUCAUCACAUGCUUUGCCUGCAAAAAACAAUCUAAAGUGCAACUCAAGUCUAGGGCAAUAGUUGAAAUCGAUGAUGGUACCAGCUCAAUUGCAGCAAUGAUUUCAACGCCAGAAAUUGAAAAGUUCAUGAAGGUCGACUACAAUGAAAUCAAAGAUGCAGGAGAAAAUGUACAAACUGUACAAAAUAUAAUUGCAAAAUCAAUUGGAUCAUUACCACUUCUGCCAUAUGUACGAUCAUAUCAGACAUCAAAUCAAGAAAACCAUACUACAAGAUUCGUCGUUGUGAAGGCACAUAGGCUCCCAGAACAUCAAAACGAAAACAAACAAGAACUCCAACUAUCAAAUAAAGAUGAAACUUUAUCAACAACAAAACAGUGUUCUCCAAAACAAACACAAAAGCGAAACCAUACAGACAGUGGGAAAGCAAAACUAACAGAAACAUCGACAGCUGGCACAUCAAGACCAACAAAAAAAACGAAAUAG
Messenger RNA from Lactuca saligna, 1593 nucleotides. The record is from the annotation of a GenBank genome assembly. Lineage: Eukaryota; Viridiplantae; Streptophyta; Magnoliopsida; Asterales; Asteraceae.